UUUCAUACAUGAACAUGAGAUGAUUCAUAUGAUUUCAUAUGAACACAAUAUUUUGAACAACCCAUACUCCUGUGAAGAGCGGUAGUAUGGGCGUAGCCCGGGACUUAGUAGGAGGGACUGUGGAGUCUCUUUGCUAAGUGGCUUGUUCAGUGGUGAGAGACUGUACUGUUGAGACAAGGGUUGGUGGAUCGACAGAAACAUGGAAACAGAUUCACCUGAUAACCUCACUUCGGUCACACUAGCAGCGCUAGUUGCCAAUAAUCAAAGGCCAACGAAUCUUCAUAAAUACAUGAAUACAAUUUCGAUGAUCAUCCUUUGUAUGGUGUUCCUGUUUGGAACGGUGGGGAAUGGCUUGGUGAUCUAUGUGACCGGUUUCAGAAUGAGAAGAACAGUCAACUCAAUCUGGUUUCUCAACUUGGCUUUGGCUGACUUCCUCUUCACCAGCUUUCUGAUCUUCCUAAUCAUCUCCCUGGCCAAGAACUACCAAUGGCCUUUCGGAUGGUUUAUGUGCAAACUCAGCUCCGUUAUCGCCAUCGGCAACAUGUUUGCCAGCGUCUUCUUCCUGACGGCCAUAAGUGUGGAUCGCUGCCUGUGCACAUGGGUGGUGGUGUGGUCCCAGAACCACAGGACCGUCCGGAAAGCUCAGCUCAUAUGUGUUUGCAUCUGGCUGGCUUCUCUGGCCUGCAGCAUACCCUAUGGGCAUUCUAGAUGUGUUUACGAACGAAGGAAUUUCACUGUUUGUGCACUGUCCCAGACGGCCAAUAAACUGGCCCUCACUCACUUCCGAUUCUUCAUGGGCUUCCUCAUCCCCAUGCUGGCCAUAACGGGGUCUUAUGUGGCCAUAGGUAUGCGAAUGAGGCGCUUCAACCGAGCUAAGAGUAGGAAAUCUCUCCGCAUUAUUAUUGCCAUUAUCCUUGCAUUUGUAGUAUGCUGGGUCCCCUACCACGUGCAUAAGUAUAUAGAAGCAUAUGGCAACAAGGACAAAAUUCUCACAAUUCGAAGAUUUUUGGGACCAUUAUCAUCAAACCUGACCACGGUAAACAGCUGCCUGAACCCCCUGCUCUACGUCUUCAUGUGUGAUGAAUUUAUAAAGAAGCUCAAACAAUCUCUGUUUCAUGUCCUGGAGACUGCAUUGGCUGAGGACUACCUGUCCUUUGCUACAAAUAAUUCCCGAUCUAAUAUCUCACGCCUUUUUAGGAGGUCUGAGUCUGGUUCAGCUAACAGGAAGAACGAAACAUCUGCAACCAUAGCAGAAACCUUCACCCAAGUUCCUACUGGCGAGGAAUAAACAAUCCACAACAGACCAACCCCUAGCUUGAAUUUAUCUGAAUUAAUUUAGUAAACAUUUACAACAGUGACCGCUACCAGGAAAGGCCUAUGAAGCAUAGCGUCCUGUAUUAAGCAUUUAAAUAUUGUGCUUGAAGCUCUUGAAGUGUUUAUAUUUGCACAAUCCACUGAAUGGUUUGUAUUGUAUUUGUUUCUAAAUGUUCUACCUGUAACAUCUUUGUUAAAUGCUGUUUGACAGUCGACUGCCAUUAUAAAGACUGCGGUCAAUGAUGGAAAAUAAAAUGUUCAUCAUAUUAUUUGUCUUGAUAUCAAAUUGAUGACUUGACUUGAUUGUUGGUCAUGGCCUUCCUGCGGCAUAAUUGUGUAUGAAGGGGGCGCUGAAGGCAUGAGGCGGUCCGCGAAAGGUCCUGAUGACCAUUUAGUGUCACACGGGAAGUCAAUUGUUGGGAGCCACUGAUUUGGGUAACACAUUAGGUACAUACACUGUAAUUAACGGUAAAGUAUAUAGUAACGUGGUAUUUCAUUUGGCAUGCAUAAAAAAAAACUAUAAAGUACGAAAUGUCGAAAUUGUCCCUCCAUGCAUUAAAACACUCAAAUCCAAGGUGAUGUAGGGCUACAACGAUUUAAAAAAAACUAAAUUUGACUUAAAUGUAGAAAUUGACUCCACGUAUGUAGUCAAAAGUACUGUGCUACCAUCUAGUGGCCACCAUAAUUUCCAAAGAAAUAAAAGUAGACCAACGCAUUCAGCUAAACAUUGCCAGAUUUAUACCAUGGCCAGGAGUCCAGGAUGUUCUCAUUCGGAGGAAUGGAAACGGUGGACUUUUAGGGUUAAUUUGGGACAUGAUAUACGCAACGACUCCAUCUGCCAUUUAUACUCCAGUGUGCCCUUUUAAUUCAGCACUUGUCCUAAUAAAGGUGAGUGCGAUUAGCCGUUACAAGC
Molecule: messenger RNA, 2227 nt
Organism: Gadus chalcogrammus (walleye pollock)
Lineage: Eukaryota; Metazoa; Chordata; Actinopteri; Gadiformes; Gadidae
Product: C3a anaphylatoxin chemotactic receptor-like
Exons: 2
Coding region: 200-1288 (362 amino acids)
Biological process (GO): complement receptor mediated signaling pathway; positive regulation of cytosolic calcium ion concentration; inflammatory response
Cellular component (GO): plasma membrane
Molecular function (GO): complement receptor activity; G protein-coupled receptor activity
Source: RefSeq, a predicted model, not a curated record